Messenger RNA from Pistacia vera, 1041 nucleotides. RefSeq names its product OVARIAN TUMOR DOMAIN-containing deubiquitinating enzyme 6-like. The transcript is spliced from 7 exons. Bases 1 to 1041 code for a protein of 346 amino acids. Lineage: Eukaryota; Viridiplantae; Streptophyta; Magnoliopsida; Sapindales; Anacardiaceae. Gene Ontology annotation, molecular function: S-adenosylmethionine-dependent methyltransferase activity. The record is from RefSeq and is a predicted model, not a curated record. Gene Ontology annotation, biological process: methylation.
AUGGAGUUAGAGCAAGUUCUACAUAUGAAUGGAGGAGAUGGAGAUAAUAGCUAUGCUAACAACUCUUCACAACAGAAAGAGGUCAUCUUGAAAGCUAAGCCCCUGCUACAAGAAACCAUGACUGAAUUCUAUUGCAAUAACUUCCCAGACUGCAUCAGAUUUACAGAUAUGGGGUGCUCUACCGGGCCUAACGCACUUUUGCCUACAUGGGAAAUUUUAGAUGCCCUUCACAAAACCUGUCACAGCUUGAACCGAAAGCCACCUCUAUUGCACGUCUUUCUCAAUGAUCUUCCUGGAAAUGAUUUCAACAAAAUUUUUAAAUCACUUCCAGGGUAUAUCUUUUUGACCUGGGUGCAGGUCUAUGGAAACAAUGUGGAGAUUCAAGCAUUAUCUGAAAUGUAUAAUCGGCCUAUCCAUAUUUAUUCCUACAGUACAGAACCCAUCAACAUAUUUCAUGGAAGCUACAAUACUGACACGCCUCCCAUACGGUUAAGUUAUCAUCAUGGGAAUCACUACAACUCCCUUGUUGACCCACGGCGCUUGACAAUUGGUGCAGGACUUGGGUUCAGUUGUCUUCGAGGGACAAAUGUUGACAAAGAUCAAGUCAAGGCUGCCAUCAAGGCUCAACAAGACCAACAGAUUGAUAAUGCACUUCUAGCUGAGGGGCGGUUUUACUCUGAUCUGGAGCUUACUGAAAAGGAAAUUGAGUGUAUGGUGAUGGAAGUUUCUCGAGCUGAGUAUCUUGCUAAUGACAAAUUCAAGCAGCAACUUGCCCGUAAAGAUUCGUCUACUUCAGGGGCUGAACCUUCAUCCUCUGGGGCUCGGUCAUCAUGUAGUGAGAGCAAAGUAGACGGUGGGAGAGAGAGCAAUAUACAAGAUACAGUCCUGAGCAGCGGUAUGCAGAUGGUACUAUCCAUGGGGUUCAGCUAUUUGCAAGUAAUAGAAGCCUACAGCAUAUUUGGUGAUGACGUCGAUUCUAUGGUGUGUUACCUGCUAGAAACUGGGAGUAGCAGCAGAAGAAAAGGCAAAGCAACUGAAUAA